Cuscuta campestris is the source of this 2092-nucleotide messenger RNA. The record is from the annotation of a GenBank genome assembly. Lineage: Eukaryota; Viridiplantae; Streptophyta; Magnoliopsida; Solanales; Convolvulaceae.
GGGAUUUCACCUUUUUAUAUAUGCUAAUGGUAAACUUUCUAAAAUAAAGCACAUCCUUUUAAAAGUUUUUCUCUCCCUAUGAUUAGGGUUUUUCUCUCCCCGACGGUUGGAGUGUUUUUCCGGAUCUAAUUUUCGAUUCUCAUCCAAAUACUUGUUCUCGCAAUUCGAAUUCGUCAUCAGACAUGGAGGAUCAGAGUGUGCAUAGUCUGGAUGCUGCGAUUACCAAUUUGGCAAUAUCGGAGGAAGAGGAAGGUCUCUCUUUUGCCCUAGAAGGUGGUCUACAAAUUCCGGUGGACGAUUUCCGCACAUGGACAGUGGUAGGGCGCUUUCUCACUAAUAAACCAAUCAAAUUUGACAUCAUGCAACAAGUUCUUGCUUCGGUUUGGAGGCCUGCUAUGGGGGUGCGAUUCAGGCAGGGCGAGGGUGGAUUAUUUUGGUUUUACUUCUACCAUGAGAAAGAUGCAAAACGCAUCAUUGAGGAGGGGCCAUGGUCAUUUGAGAACAAUAUGCUGCUUUGCCGACUUGUGGAACCUGGGGAGACGAUUAAGGCGGCAGAUCUUUAUUUGCUGGAGCUAUGGGUUCAGGUGCAUGAUCUUCCUCCUGGGUAUACGUCUCCGACAGUCCUUGAGGCGCGAAGGAUGAAGUUAACCAAGAGAGAUGGCUCUAUAGUGUGGGUCCUUUUCAAAUAUGAGAGGAUUACUGUAUUUUGUUAUUAUUGUGGUAUCCUUGGUCAUCUGUCGAAGCACUGUCGGAUGGCGCUCCUUUCUUCAUUGGAGCCAGAGAAUUAUCCAUAUGAUGAGUCACUUAAGGCAGGAGGUAGGAAGCCACUGUUAACUAUUGGAGAGCCAUGGAUUAGACACGUAGAACCGAUUGAAGUGAGACGGCUCGUUGAUGCACGAUCAGAUGGGGAAGGAUCCAAGCAGGAUGAAGACUUAGCAUUUGCCUUGGUGACUAAACGCAAAAGAGGCCCGCCAGGAGCAAUGAGUCUUAUCAGUUGGAACUGCCGUGGGUUGGGCAACCGACGGACAGUUCAAGAAGUGGCGGAGCUUGCAUCCGUCAAAAAGCCCGAGUUUAUUUUUCUUAUGGAAACGAAAUGUGCGAGGAGUAAGGCAGAAGAGUUGCGGUUGAAGCUGGGGUUUGAGGGCCUUUUUUAUGUGGAUAGUGUGGGUUUGAGUGGUGGGCUUGCACUGCUUUGGAAGGAAAAGAAUUCUGCAAAUUUGAUUAGUUAUUCCCGAUUUCACGUGGACAUUGCUGUUUCUUUAAGGAACCUGCCAGUGUGGAGACUUACUGGUUUUUAUGGGAACCCCCGGAGGGAUGGGAGACAGGCAUCAUGGGAUCUGCUACAGUCCCUUAAGCAUAAGUCGCAAUUGCCAUGGGUUGUUGUGGGUGAUUUUAAUGAUUUGUGUGCUACAAGAGAAAAGAAAGGAGGCAAUCCUCAUCCUCACGCGCUCAUUUCAGGCUUUAACACAAUUCUCUCUGAUUGUGGCUUAUUUGAUUUGGGCAUGAGGGGUUACCCCUUCACAUGGGAGAGGGGCAGGGGCUCUCCUAACUGGAUAGAGGAACGUCUUGACAGAGCAGUGGCCUCGGGCUCUUGGAAGGAGUUGUUUGACAGAGCUUGUGUUUUCAACCAACACAUGCAUCGUUCAGACCAUUCGACUUUGUUUCUGAGCCUUGCAGGGCCGACACUUCAUAGUCGUGAGCGUCGUUUCCGAUUUGAAAAUGCAUGGCUUAAGGAUGAGGGCUUUAAGGAGGUUCUUAUAUCUGCAUGGGGGGAAUCUAGUGAGAAGCCUUUUUCUGAGAGACUGGAUUUCUGUGGUCGAAGGUUUCUUCAGUGGGGAGGCGAUAAAUUUCAGAAAUUUGGCAAGCGAACUAAAGAGUUGCGUGACUUAAUCCAGAAGGUACGUGGGCGUCGGGAUGAAGAGGGACGUCGUUUGCUUAGUAAAGCAGAUGCAGAGCUCUCCACGUUGCUUGAUCAGGAAGAUGUGUACUGGCGACAACGGGCGAAGCAGCACUGACUUUAUGCGGCAGACAGAAACACUCGGUUUUUCCAUCAAUAUGCCUCUUAUCGCAGGAAGAAAAAUCACAUUCAUGG